UAGGGCAAGUUCAAUUUAUUUGUCUGUAGCUUUUUCGCUCUCACUCGGCCUCGCAGUGUCUGCUACUCCGCGCCGUCUCGCUGGCCAUCGUUUCACCGCCCUCUACGGUGGUGCUUCAUCGAAGCUCAGGGACUUCAUGAAUAGUAACUUAGUCUAUGUGAAGAUUAUAAGAGGAAGAUGAGAAGACAUUGUAGGCUUUGGUGGCCAAAGCAACUUUUAUCAAAUCAAGAAUCAUCCUCUAGUAUUUUACUAGGGUGGUUUGUCACCUGCUCACCAUCAUCCCUUGACAUUAUUGUAGCCUUUACUUGCAAUGAAGUCUUGCUUCCUAGUUCUAGUCCUGGCAUUGAGGGGAUCAUUCAUGACACAUGUGGGAUCAUGCCUUCAUUUCUUGAAGAUAAGUCCAAGUUCUCUGUACUUGGUCUGUGUGUUACUGACCCUACUACUAGUAAUAGUUUGAUGAAUGAGAUUGAAGAUGACAAAAAGAAGUUCUCUGAGUAUGGCAAUGCUUUGGAAGAGGAAAGUACAGAUAGAAAGAAUAACUGUAGGAGUUGCCGUUGCUUCCAGUUAGAUGGUUCAUUGAGGAAAAGUAGCCAAUAUAUUCUUGGAAAUAGUAAUCGGGUCCUGCUCAUGUUUGAUUCUCCUGAACAGAAUGAUGUAGGAAUACAAAGGCUUCCAAAAUUGCAUCACAUUCAUUGGAAUGGACUAAUUGUGUCACAAUAUGAUGUUCACGUUAUAAUUUAUGAAACACCCUCUUAUGGUGCUCAUCAUUUCUCCUUAUGCCAUUUGGGUUCAAAUGAGCAAGCUAAAGCUUCCAUUAAAAAUCCUAAAUGGGUCGAUGAGCUUCAUAAAAAGCAGCAAUUCAAUGAAUUGGAUACUGUUAUUCUUGCAAUUAAUUGCACAGCUGCUGCUAAAAGAAUUUUUGAGACACACCUGGUCCCAAGAAGAUCCUUGAGUCAGCUUCCCAUAUUUUCCAUGCUUUUUGUGGUCAUGGGGCAUCUAUUUUCCAAAUUAUUGGCUUCAUUCUCCACCAUGUUCUAUAUUGUUCUUCAGUUUUUUCAAACACAUUUUAAUUAUGAAUCAGAAUCAUGGAUGUAUGUGACAUCAGCAAAUGUAUUCAUGAAGACUGCUUGGACAAAUAUGCAAUACCGUUGUUGUCAGAUAUUAUAUUGGCCAAUCUUUCUUCAGCAGAAGGACCUCAGGUCACAAUCAUGUGUUGAAUAUGUAGAGAAAGCUGCAAUGCAUAGGCAUUCUAUGUGGUCAACUUUGGUUGUUGAUAUUCUCUUAGGAAACUUGGUUGGCUGGGCAUUAUUAUAUCAUGCAGAAUCCAUUUGCUCAGUUUUGAGCUUAAUGCAUGGCUUUUCCACAUUUUUGCGCUCUGGGUGUGUGUGGUUAAUGGGAAACCCUGCAGGCUUCAAAUUAAAUGCUGAGCUGGCUGGAGUACUUGGCAUGGUUUCUUUGAAUGCAGUCCAAAUAUGGUCAACACUCUGGAUCUCCGUAGGUUUCAUCUUCAAUUAUAUUAUUCAAGGGCUUUCUGUUUUAGGAAUCCUUUUUGGAUUCACUGUACCUGCUGCUCUGGUAAUAGACAUGAUUGCACUGGCAACUUUGCACGUUUCAACUCUUCAUUGGUUCAUUUCACUUGUAUAUUCAUCACAGAUACAGGCAUUAGCAGCCUUAUGGCGGCUUUUCAGGGGUCGGAAAUGGAAUCCUCUUCGGCAAAGGUUGGAUAGCUUUGACUAUACCGUGAAGCAACAUAUUGUUGGAUCUCUUUUAUUCACACCACUUUUACUUCUUUUACCAACUACUUCCGUUUUCUAUAUAUUCUUUAGUAUCGUGGACACAACCAUUAACCUUGUCUGUCUACUGAUUGAAGUCACUAUUUCGGUAAUUCAUGCUACCCCUUAUACCAAGAUGUUUCUUUGGUUGGUGAGACCUGGAAGAUUCCCUUCUGGAAUAUGGCUUGAAAUCAUUGGUUGUCAGAUUAGUAGUACUGUUUCUCCAAGUACUGAUUUUGCUGAUGAAAUGACCUCAUCCAAGGAGUCAUUACAUGUAAAGGAUUUCAAUAGAGAAAAAUCUAGUAUUCUAGUUUCAGUUCUCCACAGCAACUACUUGAGCAUAGGAAAAAUUAUAUUGCCUCACUAUAAAAAUGUAUUUUUGGGAGUUUCUGGGUCAUCCAUCUCCACAGUGGCUCACGGAAUCCUCAUUGGGCAAAGAAUGCCAUAUACGCGUGGCACCCUUCUACCUUCACCAUUGCCAUGGACGACCCUGCCUUACAAAGAGUAUUGGCGCCUUUGCCAUGAUUCGCUUAUUGCAUGCUUCAGAAGAUAACGGCUUUGGCUCAGGUUUUAUUAUUCAUAUUAUUUGCUCGCGGAUUCAUUGACACAGUUUUCAUCCAACAUGCUCUUCUCUCGUGUUCGUGGUUUUUUCUCUUUUCAAUGGGUAACAUCGAGAAUGCUUUACAAUUGUUCUUCCGUAGUUCAGUGUUCUUUCUCUUAUAAGCAUGGUACAGCGGGCUUUUUUCUUUCCCGCUUUUCUCUUGCUGAGAAUGAUGAGUGCUCUAUAAAAGUAACAUUUAUUACUAAUCUGGUAAAUAUAUUAUUUAACUUA
Messenger RNA from Cajanus cajan (pigeon pea), 2604 nucleotides. RefSeq names its product N-acetylglucosaminyl transferase component family protein / Gpi1 family protein. The record is from RefSeq and is a predicted model, not a curated record. Gene Ontology annotation, biological process: GPI anchor biosynthetic process. Lineage: Eukaryota; Viridiplantae; Streptophyta; Magnoliopsida; Fabales; Fabaceae. Gene Ontology annotation, cellular component: membrane.